Molecule: messenger RNA, 706 nt
Organism: Physella acuta
Lineage: Eukaryota; Metazoa; Mollusca; Gastropoda; Physidae
Source: RefSeq, a predicted model, not a curated record
UACUGAACACCAUGUCUGAGGCUGAAACACCAGCUGGUGUAAAGCCAACACCAUUGUCACAGCAGACGUAAUGACGAUGAUGCGUCUGCUGGUGUUUUUUUACCUGACAUUACGCGGUGUCUCCUCAGUCAAACACACUGGAUCACUUGCAUUCUGCCCAGCUGGAUUUUCCCCCAUAGGCGAUCAUUGCUUUAAGUUUGCAGGUUACGCCAGCCAUCGCAAUGCAAUUAAAAUGUGUCAAGUUAGCAACAGCGUUCUGUUUGAGAUCCCCUUUUGGAAAGAACAGAAGGAGAUGGAACAAUUUCUUAGAGAGAAAAAAAUAGAUAAUCCGGUUUGGCUUAAUGGCUACCUAAGUCGUCUGGCGUUUAGAGAUAGGAGCGUCAGCUUCUACUGGAAGUCGACGUAUCAUCCACAAGUCACCAAUUUUAAAGAAGAUCGUUGUCCAGACUUUGCUGGGCAAAUGAUGUGCGUCUUCAUCAACCCUAAGGAAGACUUUAUCUGGGACUGCGCCAGUUGUUUCUCGGAAUACAUCGCUGUCGUCUGCACGAAAAGACGCGGCAAGAAAACUCAGCCAAUCACUACCACAGUUGCCCCGGUUCCUGAUGUGAUUUUAUAGCCCGCGGCUGUCAAGUUCAUGCUAGCAAAGUUGACUCUUCCAAACUUGUCAGUUUUUGUUAAAAGACAGCGUAUAAAUACAUGCGUCACA